Cajanus cajan (pigeon pea) is the source of this 675-nucleotide messenger RNA. It is a transcript of the gene ELF4, whose product is annotated as EARLY FLOWERING-like protein (DUF1313). Lineage: Eukaryota; Viridiplantae; Streptophyta; Magnoliopsida; Fabales; Fabaceae. The record is from RefSeq and is a predicted model, not a curated record. Gene Ontology annotation, biological process: entrainment of circadian clock; positive regulation of circadian rhythm. Gene Ontology annotation, cellular component: nucleus.
CACACAACAAUUUUGGCAAUGUCUGAGCCUUGUUCUUCAUGAACUCAUCCUCCUCCGCCGCAGAGUCCACCAUGGAAGACCCAUCCUCCGGCCACCGCCGCUCCAAGAAGCACCACCGCAGCCACCGUCACCGCCCCUCGACGACGGCGGAGGAGUCGGACGGCGAGGUGGAUGAGGGCGACCCGGAGGCGUGGGCCACCCUGAACAAGGGGUUCCGGCAGGUGCAGUCGGUGCUGGACCGUAACCGGCUACUGAUUCAGCAGGUGAACGAGAACCAGCAGUCUCGGAUGCACGACAACAUGGUCAAAAACGUCUCCCUUAUUCAGGAACUCAACGGGAACAUCUCCAAGGUUGUCUCUCUCUACUCUGAUCUCAACACCAAUUUCACCAACGUUUGCCAACACCGCUCCAAAAACUCUUCCAAAUAAACAAUAAAAAUACCUUCUUUUUUCCUCAGUCAUGUGUUUGCGUCUCUGUCUGUGUGUUGUUGAAGAUGAAGAACUGUGAUGGUAGUUUUGGGCCUUGUUUUGUCAUCAAUUGUCAAUAAGGGCGGUGAAGGCGAAGCAUUGUAUCGUCCUCUUUACUUCUUUCUACACAUACUAUUGUACUUCCUUGUCACUCUCUGUACUUCUCCAUCAAUAAAUUAACUUGUCCAUGUCAAUGGAAAUUGGAUCA